Protopolystoma xenopodis is the source of this 441-nucleotide messenger RNA. Lineage: Eukaryota; Metazoa; Platyhelminthes; Monogenea; Polystomatidea; Polystomatidae. The record is from the annotation of a GenBank genome assembly.
AUGCUAUCGGUGGGCCCGAUAGCUUCAGGUGAACCGCCCGAAACAUUCCGUUAUCGACAAGUUGCCAUGGGUCAAGGCCAGCUUGAUUUGGCGCUACGUGAAAUUCGUGAAGCGGUGGAGGUCGGUGACUGGGUUUGUCUGAAAAAUCUCCAUCUGGUCACCUCUUGGCUGCCGAAACUCGAGAAGGAGGUGAAUAGCCUGUUGCUCGUAAACGCGGACAGGGCCGGAGACGAAACCGAUGCCGAGUCUGAUCUUAAUUUUGCCUCAACCUCAGGGACUUCGUUCAAGCGUGACGAAGUUAGGCCCAGCCAAGGCGCCAAACAACCCUCGGUUCACCCUUACUUCCGGCUCUGGUUGACUGCUGAGCCGCAUAUCAAUUUCCCGGUGGCUCUGACGCAAUCCUGCUUGAAGCUUGCUUAUGAGGCAAAUGCUUAUCCCUGA